Pygocentrus nattereri (red-bellied piranha) is the source of this 3684-nucleotide messenger RNA. RefSeq names its product stimulated by retinoic acid gene 6 protein-like. The record is from RefSeq and is a predicted model, not a curated record. The coding region runs from base 211 to 2046 and encodes 611 amino acids. Gene Ontology annotation, molecular function: signaling receptor activity; retinol transmembrane transporter activity. Gene Ontology annotation, biological process: vitamin A import into cell. Lineage: Eukaryota; Metazoa; Chordata; Actinopteri; Characiformes; Serrasalmidae. Gene Ontology annotation, cellular component: plasma membrane. The transcript has 18 exons.
UUCAUGCAACUUUAGGAGCACUGAGUUAGUUUACAUCCCCACAAGAGGCUGGGGUCAAAGGUCACCUGAUCAUGUGGUUAGAACUUGACCCUGAGGAUGAUGUCAGUGAGCUGGGUGAAGUAAAGCAGGAGCGUUCAGAGCUGAGAGGUUCUCAGCGCUGGAGUGAAGAGAGAGCUUUAGACGCUGCCUCUAAGGUGAUUGUGAGGAACCAUGGAAAGGCAGUGUGGGGUUUCUUUGGACCUGUUUCUACACGUGUCCCUUUUUCCUUCUAUGUGCAUCGUGGCAGCACUGUCAUUCCUGCACCACAGAGAGAAGACGCAGCCCUUUGAGGAACGCUUCCCCUACCUGAGAGGACGGUUUGGCUUUGUAGUGCCGUUGGACUUCAUUGGCAGUAUGAGUAACCGCUGGUCAUAUGGCGUUGCUUUCGGCGCUGUGGCUCCCAGUGUUCUCCAGCUGUUCUCUGAGUCUUACACGCCGUUUCCUGUACCAAACUGGGCCAAAGCUUUUGUGUAUCUGAUUGGUGCUGUGGAGGUGGGUGUGGCCUACAUGCCUUUCUUUGCCUGUCUGUCAACACCACAUCGAGCGCUUGGAGGAGUUUUGGGAUUACUGUACACACUUGCCUGGUUGAUCGUGAGACUUUGGGAUGUUAUCACCUGUCCUGGAGGUGAGGUUCUGGGUGAUUAUGAGAUGUUAAUUCUGCAGUGGCCGUGUUUCCUGUGUUUGGGUUUCUUGAUGGGACGGUUCAUUUAUAUGGUGGUGAAGGACGUGCGGAUUCGUUUACACCUGCAGAAUGAACAGGUGGAAGAAGAGAAGCUCGUUCAGGCUCACCAGUUCAGAUAUGUACAAACACUACUGAGACGACCAACUGAACGGUUGGUGGAGAAGAGCUGGUUGAGGAGGAAGGUGUACGACUGGGAUCCUUAUUUUAAAUUCCCCAACAGAAUGAUCGGCACCUCCGUCAUCUCCCUCAUCGGACUCUAUAUGAUGACUCUGGUAGACUACAGCGUCAGUCAUCAUGUCUUCUCUUCACUGGCGUCUUUAACGGACUCUCUGGAGGAAAUGACACACUCAAUGAAUGAGACAGACAAUCUGUUUUUCACUCUACUGCCGCAUCUGGAGGAGUUCACCCUUGUGACAUGGAAUGCCUGGUUUGCCACAACAUUGUUUGCCUCACUGACAUCAGUAACCUACAUUUUCCAUGUGUUGGCAUGUUACAGGAAGCAUAUGAAAAGGCUGUGGGCGGGAGAGAAGAGCUUUUUACCACAAAGGUUCCACAAACCCAGCUCCGCUGUUAGCGUGGCUGCUAUUACUCGCUACGCUGGCUGGCAGAUUGCCUUCACAAUGUGGGGUUACCUGAUCGUCCACUUUGUCCAGUUUUUGUUUGCGCUCCUCUUUGCGUAUCUAGUGGUGCUUCCCAUUCGCAAUGGAGGGUUCCUGCCCUGGUUCUCCCACCUGGUCAUCUUGCUGCUCACCAUCUUCAUAGUGGUCAGCCUGGUGGUCCUGCAGAUCCUGCUGGUUCGGAUCUUCUUCCUGCAGGACAAACUCUCACCUGAGGACCCAGAGAAGCCCCUCGCGCUCAACAACAGAAAAGCCUUCCACAACUUUAACUACUUCUUCUUCUUCUACAACGUCAUCAUGGGGCUGAGCAACUGCGUCUUACGGCUGCUGAACAGCUGCAUUGUGGGUACCUGGCUCGUGUCUCGCAUCGACCGGACCAUCAUGCAGCGGGGCUAUGAGUCCAUGGAUCCAGGCUACUGUACGUGGAUAGGAAUGAUCAUGGCGGAUCAUCACCAUAGCAACCCGGUUAUGGUCUGUUUCUGCCACCUGCUGCUCAAACACGCUCUGGAGAGGCAGAGAGCUAACGCUUACUCGCAGUUCGACAACGCAGACUGUCCAGUAGGGGGCAGAGUCCGUGUGCGCUGGCUCCUGUUCUACACUCUGCUGAAGAACCCCAAACUCAUCCUGCUGAGGAAGCGACAGAGUCCCAUCCCUCAGGACCCCCUGGCCAUCGCCCGAGUGAUGACCUCUAUGGUCAAGGUCACAUGACUGUUCUGCCAAAGCUGUCUGAGCCCUGAGCACAGUUCCACGAGACCCUGGACAAGGAGGCGUGGUGCAUUUAAAGAAUACGAGGUCCUACACAAAGGCAGGGAUGAUUAGCCUGCCUGCAGCACCACCUAGUGGCUAUAUUAGUCUACGCUGUUACCCAGGGCCCGAAUUCAUGAUCAGAGUGCUGAUCUAGGACCUGUAUGGUCAAUUAAAGUGACCAAAUCCCACAUUUUUCUUACACUUUAUUUUUUCCCUUUGAGGUCCACUUGCACUGCUUAUGUGGGUUACUGUAUCAAAAAUGUAUCGUAGGCCAGAAUUCAAUUUUCCCACCUCCCUUUUUCCCUUAGAACCAAACAGGCUGUGCCUUUAAUACUGAUGCAUGCAAAUGAGCUCUCUUCUGAUUGCCUUGAUCAAAAGGCAGUCUGUGCUGAAACACUCUUUACAACGUCUGUGUGAGUGGCCAGGGCUACGCUGCAGUAGCCUGAAUAUAUAUGCAAAUUAGCUGAUUUUGUGACAUCACAAAACCAAUUAGGUCAAAAUGGGCUGUUUUUGUGGCUCAGCCCCCCUUAUGUGUGGAUGUGUGGACAGUGUGGACAAAGCGAUGGGUGCCAUUUGUACCUUUUAACAAUGUUUACAAACAAAAAAGUUUUUUUUUUUCUAUGAUAUGGGCCCUUUAAAGUGAAAUUUCAUAAAGACUCAUUUUGCCUCAAUAAUUACUACUACACACAACUGGCCACUUUAUUAGAAACCCCUCCCUCGUAUCUCCUUGUUGUCCUCUAGUCCUUCAUCAGUGGUCAGUGUUUGAGCACAGAACUGCUGUUACAGUUUUAACUGUAAACCUACAAAGUGCACCUGUAAGGAAGGUGUUUCUUGUAAAAUGGCCAUGUAGGUAUAAGGUAGGAAUGAUAAGUUACAAAAAAUGUCCAUAUGGUCAGUUUGAAUGACCAGUUAUAAUAUCUUCCUUAGUUUUAUUCACUUCAAUGCUUCCCAUUGAUUUGCAACAGGGUCCAAGUUUACAGCAUGACUUAAAGGAGAAUUGCACCAUUUUUUAUGCACAAUUAAGUGGUUCAGAUGUAAACAAAGUCAUUCAGAGUGGUUUGGUGUGAAAUUGCAGAAUGGAUUACAGUGGUGGUGAUAGGAACCAGACGUCCACCUUUAAAAGCUCCCUCACAGAAAGUUAUGAUAUGAAAUGGUUAUGAAUUUGCUGCCUGAUGUCUGAGACAGCUUUACGAAAGUUUUGAGAAGAUUUCAGCCUCAAAAUGCAGGGAGGGAUACAUAGCAUGCAGGGUGUUGUGAGGCAAAAUAGUCCCCCCAACACAUUAUUAUUUUCAGAUUUAUGAAAUUAUUUUAUUCAGAAUUUCCACUAUUUUGCCACGUGUGGGUUCACUGGUGGUUUGUGAUAGUAAAUAAAAUGUCUAUAUUUGUGUCGUUGUCAUGGCGACCCGUCUCCCUGAUCACCACCACUUUAAAGAAAUCUGAGUCUCUACAAUCAACCAUUUUACACCAAACCAGUCUGAAUGACUCUGAUUACACCUCAAACACUGAAUCAUGAAUGUUACAUACCCCUUUAAAGUAACACGACUGUAGGCUGGUUUAUUCAUCCCACCUGUGCCAAUAAAUGUCAGAUGAUACUGAAAA